CUGGCGUCCUGGCCAGUCGUGCUCGGGUCACACAGUUGGAGCGUGCUCCAGCAUGCGUCCAGGGCUCCCAUUUGCACCGCUGCCGUCCAAUUGAGGCCAUCAACACGCCAUCGAGCGGCACCCACCCCCCACAGCGGCGUUACAGCGUUCUUUCUUCGUUCCCGCCAUGCAUCGCCAGGGUCCCUGACGAGUCUUCACAGGGGCCUGCGUCUGCUUGCGCCUCCUGCUCGAGAUUGAGUGGUGAAGCGGCCCUCGGCAGCAGGGCGACGACAAUGCCCUCGUGCCUCGUGCUGAUGGCCAAGGAGGCGUCCAUGGCCACAUGUGCUUCGAGCAACAGCCCCGAGGAUAAUCUUGUCCGCUCACCUCACCAUCACGAGCUGCUGGGGUCACUCUCCGGUCAUCGUAAUAGGUGGAUACGGUACUUCUUCGCGCAUACAUUAACCACUGGAGCUGCUGCAGCCCGGCCCCGAUCGUCCAGACCAGACCCUGGCCGGUACCUCGUCGCCUCUUUCGCUUCUUCAUCCAAUUUCCUCUCUGGGGCACUACUCGUACUGGGCGUGUACCUACCUCCGUUGACAGGAGACGGGGCCUUGUUCUUCCUCGUCUUGCCUCCGAUCGCUUCUCUCUUCUCCCACGCAGAAGUGUCUUUUCAACGCCACCGAGCCGAAUCGCGGAGACGGUUCCUCCUGUGCGACGACGCGAGACCCAAUGGCCUGCGCAUAACUCUCGUCAGUCUUUGCGGCGGAGAGAGCUCUCUCCUUGUGCUGCUGAGUGUGUCUCAUUUUUUCGUUUUGAUACACUGAUUUCGACACCCUCUUCGCUGGCGCGCCACCUGUCUUUCGCUUAUACCCACUCCAACCAUCCUCCUCCGAAACGCGCCUCUGCAGGGCAACCAAAGGUGGUCGGAGACCGGAUACAUCUGCGCAAUUGGUUCACGGCAUGACAUACGCACAUUUAUACCAUCGGGCCGCUGCGAGACACUGAUUCGCCUUCCUUCUUUUCCUGCGAUCAGCGACACGGGCAUAUAUUGGCGAGGAAUCUCUUCUUGUUGGUCGGUGAUGAGCAAGACCCCGAAUAACUGAAACACGGCAUUUAUUGCCCUGUUCAUUCUCGGCUGGAAACGAGUGGUACGUGAGUUUCGGUGAUGGCUUGUCCAACAGAGCAGGCGCGAAUCUCGGCCGAAGCAUUGGGCACGGUUUGGUGGCCAGAGUUUCAUGCUGACAUUCCCAUCAAAAGCGACCACCAUAGUGCAAUUUGUAACCCUCGGGGGCGCAUGCGAAACCUGCAAGCCAUCGACAGAAGCAAUUGUUGAUUACUGUAGAUGCGUGGUCGUCCAGUAGUCCGCAUCGGUGCUGUCAUUUCUCAGCUGCAGGCAUCACUGUGAGCCACCCAGAAAAGGCUGGUCCGGCCGAUUGUCUUGCCUCGAAACCUGAGGGAGCAAGCCACACUCGACAAGCUCCUGAGGGCUUGUUGAUGCCUGUCCAUAUCAUCCGCGGGCUGCGCCAUAGCCAUUAGCCCACGUUACGCAGCCGAGUCCGCAAUCGCAAAAUGGCCGUCUGGGAAACCGAUGAUGAGUAUACCACUGGCCUCGGAGCUGGCUCGUUGCCCACGCCACAGAGCGGCACCCCGUUUAGGACUCCGUCCGGGGCCUCAAGGAAGUCGAGUCGCCGCCGCUCCGUCACUCCACCCGGCAGUGGUGCACCUCCGACGCCAAUGUUGACCGACAGGAGUGAGAAGAGGACGUCAAGGGACGUGACCACCGACGAAAGCAUCAGUAUCCUCGACCCCCGAAGGUUCACGCCGACUUUGCAUGCCAACCUCGUCUCAGAGAUUUUGGCGCUGAGGCGCGACCAAGAGGAGAAGACAAAGCAGAUCGAGAGCCUAGAGUCUACCUUGCAUGCCGUGAGAGAGGAGCAUGACCGCCUCCAGGUGAACUUGACAGACACGACCAAGGAGAGCCGCUCGCUGCAACGCCAACUGUCGUUGCUGGAAGGGGGGACUUCCUCGGCGCUGGGUGAGCUCGCACGGGAACGCGACGACGCCGUCGAGUCGAUUUCCGAGGCCAAGAAGCGCCUCGACUCUGCGCAGCGCAAGAUUCGAAGCCAGGAAGAUGAGUCGCAACGAGUUCAUGACCAAUGGGCACAGGAAAAAGAGGCAUGGGAAAACGAGAAGCGCAAGUAUGAGCGCAGGGUCCAUAUCGCUGAGAGCCGUCUGAAAGUGGUGCUUGACGAGGUGGCCGCAGUCCAGGCGUCGCACGUGAACGGCGGACACAAUGGUGCGAGCCAGGCUCACGAUAGCGACGCGGAGGAGAGCGGCAAAGAGAAUGAUGUCGGCAGUGUCAGGACGAUGAGCUUGACAAACAGCAUUCGGCAUUCCCUCUUGAACACAUCUGGCGUCGGGCUGCUACAAAACGGCCACUCCUUGGCAGACGAACUGAAUUUUGACGAUGACGACACGGACAUCGACGGACGGGAAAGUGUCCUGUCGAACCGCUCGAGUCCCGUAAAGCGCCGCCGUACCUACAGCCGCGACGGCAUGCACAGCAGAAUGCACCGGCGAAACGAGAGCAUUGAGAGCCUGAGACGGCCAGGCAGCGUGGCACGUACAAAGCCUUUCAUUGUCGAGUCUUUGACCGAGGCAUUGGAGCCCGAAGGAGAGGACGAUGCAGUAGAGGACACCAUUCUGGGCUCAACGGCUCAUACGGCUUCAUAUGUCGACAGCGGGAUUCAGUACUCGCGGCCCCCUUCGCCGGCACACGAAGCCCCAGCCGUCAAGCCGGCCACCCCCGAGCUCCCGAUUCGCGGCAAGACGCCGGACGUUGACAGCCCUUCCAGAGGCGACUCCGAAAUUGAAGCUAACCAGAGGCGAAAGCGGGUGCACAUCAGCCGGCCGCUGAUUAUCGAGCCGUCUAAGACGAGCAGAAUGGUAUCUGCUGCUGCUCAGACAAUGGAAGGCCCGCUCAGCCCGCCCAAAACCCCUCAAUCGCCUUAUAGCGAGCUGUCGCCGUAUUCGGAUGCCUCAGAAGGGAUCAUCAUGGUGUGCUCGUCCACGCAGACAGAAGAGCCGCUGAGGAUGGCUCGAGGGCUUAGCCCAGCACGUCUCAACGCACCACCUCCACCACUGGCAAUCCCUAGCAUCAACAUCCAGCCCCCGACCAGCCGGCCGACUACUCCUCGGUCGCCUCGGCUUCCUCAGCACUUCAAGCAUUUUGGUUGCCAAGUCAAUAUGCCCAUCUCGAGCGACACGACUGAUGCGUGUGUGCAAACGGAAGGCAUACAGACUGACAAGAGGCUAGCGUUGCUGCCGCCACAUCUGCAACCCUCUGCCAUCUCGUCACGACCGACAUCGCCCAAUGUAUCCGUCGGCUUUGGCCAAGAUAAAACCUUCAACCCAACGCCUGGCGAGAUUCCUGCGCGCAACCCCAGGAGGUCUGCUCGCGGGCGAGACUCCCACGAGAUUCCCUCUUCACCGGUCUCUCAUGGCGACGGGGACGAGCUUCAUAAUGUCUACCCUGGUGACAACGAUGAUGGCCCGCUAGCAAAUCACAAAGGCGCGCUGGUCAGAAGGCCUCACCGGUUCAGCAGCCUUUUUGCUGGCUUUGACACGGCUAGCUCGGACGAGGCAGACGAGUUUGGCGAUGCAGACUUUAGCGACGCCGAGUAUCGGACCGCCUUGUCGGCACCCAGACCCCAGUGCGUCUCACGUCGACAGCCGCGGCGCGGCUCGUUCGGAACAGUUACAACGUCUCCGGAACAGCCACCGGCCAAACAGACUGGGGCCGCCGUGAACCCGGUCAGCUCCGAGUUGUACAGCUCCUUCGGCCUCCCAGGGAAGGAUAACGAGCCGAAGAAGCAUGAGAAGAAGAUGAGCAGGACUUAUGAAAAGGCCCCCGCCCCCCCACCGCCUGCCCCCUCCAGUCGAGCCAGCAUUAUGCGGAAGGCGGCGAUGAUUCAAAGCGGAAUUGCUAGCCACCAGGGCCGCUCAAGGAGCCCUAGCCUCCCUGAUGCGAAAUCUCCCCCAUUCCCGAUUCCCACGCGCGCAAGCUCGCGGCAGCCGCCGUUCAGCUCUAGCACACCAAGUGACGGACAGAGAAGUCCGACUCGUCGGGACUAUUGGCAUCGAAGGGGCAGCAGCCGCUCUUCUUACCAGACAAACACCCUCAGAAAGGUGCGCUCUGCAGCGGCUCUCCCGCGGAAUCAGCGACACCGCCGUCAUGGUAGCCGUUCGCCCCCUCCACUUUCGCCCUCGACCGAGGCUCCCGAAAGCCCAGGACUGCCUCCCAUGCCGCGCAACGACAUCACAACACCUCGGAACAAGGGCCGCCCCAACAACAGCAACUGGAAGAGACAUCGCCACGAACUUUCGACCAACACGGACAACACCAACAACACUGAGCCGACCACGCAGACAACUGGCUCUCAAACGCCCGGCGUGGUUGAUGCCAUUGCGCAGACCAUGGUUGGAGAGUGGAUGCUCAAAUAUGUCCGGAGGCGCAAGUCUUUUGGCAUGCCAGAGUCGACUGGCAAGGACGACUCAAGCAAUGAUCGCCACAAGAGGUGGGUUUGGCUUGCUCCGUACGAGAGGGCCAUCCUUUGGAGCAGCAAACAGCCGUCCUCGGGCAGCGCCCUAAUGGGCAAGACUGGACGCAAAUUGACCAUACAAUCUGUCCUCGACGUAAAGGAUGACAACCCUGCGCCAAAGGUCAUGCCAAAUGUUUUUAAUCGCUCGAUCCUGAUUCUGACCCCACAGCGGGCUUUGAAAUUCACGGCCACCUCGGCGGAGCGGCAUUACCUGUGGCUCACAGCGCUGUCAUUUCUGGCACACUCGUCCCAGGCUGUGCCUGAUAUACCGGCUCCGCAGCCGCAGGUCAAGCAACAGGCUCAACCGCAGCAGCCACUGCCAGAGUUUGACAUGCCAAGGACAAGAUUCAAGCGGGGUGGAAUCAGAGACUCGAUCCGCCUUGCCAAGGGCAAAACAAACGCUGGAAGAAUGGGCACCUCGAGCGUACCAAGCAUCCCUAGCAUCCCCAGCGCGCCGUCAUCACGUAUGGGCGAAAUGACAAGCUUCCGGCAACCAGACUUAUCGCCUGUGGCGUCUGGCCAUAGCCGAGAGGAGUCUCGAGAUGCCGCGGAACCACCCUUCAUUCCACGCUUCACCGAGAGGAGCAACGGGACGGCUGCUCACGGCCGAAAGCGCAGCAAUACCGGGGGCCAUGUGGCCCCGCCCCUCUCCUUCCGUGGCUUCUCCGGACCGGCAGGCACCGGAGCCAACCACAACUCAUCAGGCAGCACUGCCAACGCGAGUGUCGGGACGGCUGGAUCAUCGGAUGUCUACCAGUCGCAGGCCUCGUCGAACACGACUUGGGGUAUGAGCCACCCUCCGUCACAGCGCACAUCGGAGGCAUCCUCGCGCCCGGGGGGCAACUUCUUUGACGCCAUCGGGACUGUACGCAUGGAGGCCUUUAUCAGCCCCCUGGCAUUCUCGCAAUUUAACGACUACCCAGACGAGCAGGAUGAAUUCCGUCAUACGAUGCGACGGCGGAGCAAGGAGAUUCGAAGGCGAAACAGUCGCAGUCGGCACCGCGAGCCAAAUGGGCAUCGUGGUGGCCGCAGCGAUCACUACGGCCGAGGGAGAACCAUGGACGAGGAUUACUUCAAGGAUGAUCCGUUCAAGGGCUUCUAGAAGCUACGGCCAAACCAAGUCUGCUUGAACAUUCAUGCGAUACAUUAUAUAUACCAGCUGUCAGCGGCUCGCGCAAGCGAAGCCAGUCCCUUCACCACGACGGAUACCCUUCUGUUUCUUUUUGUAUUAUUCGCGUCAUCACUCAUUUUCGAUGCUUCACGCGGCUUGCCGACUGGGUUCCACUGGGCCCCGUACCCUUGCGGAGUGGGUUGUUUGGACGAUGGCGUUUUGAGGUGAAUCUUGUGUCAUCCUGGUUCUCCCCUUGCCACGAUGACGGUGGGAGGAGUCUGGGGAAACAACAGUUGCGCAUCUCGGGGGUGGUACCCAGCGCACGUCUGUAUUCAGCGCCUCUUGCAGGUCACACGGCCUUAUGUAUGGACUUUUUGUGCAUGGGCACAUGGGGAUGGCUAUAAAAGCAAGUGGACAUGUCCAAACAUGUAUCGGAGAGCUGUGUUCGCGUGUCGUGCGUGAAUGUGCCUCGAUGUAACCUCCCUCGUAGUUGGCUUAGUUCCUAUGCGUCUACCUUAC
Purpureocillium takamizusanense is the source of this 6210-nucleotide messenger RNA. RefSeq lists its product as uncharacterized. The record is from RefSeq and is a predicted model, not a curated record. Bases 1549 to 5682 code for a protein of 1377 amino acids. Gene Ontology annotation, molecular function: tubulin binding; phospholipid binding. Gene Ontology annotation, biological process: microtubule cytoskeleton organization; maintenance of protein location in cell cortex; establishment of mitochondrion localization. NCBI's taxonomy places the organism in Eukaryota, Fungi, Ascomycota, Sordariomycetes, Hypocreales, Ophiocordycipitaceae. Gene Ontology annotation, cellular component: mitochondrion; cell cortex. The transcript has 4 exons.